AUGAGACCCGUGGUUUCAAGAUACGGCGGCAUCGGAUUGGCCUCCAACUUUGAUUUCAGAUACAAACUAGUCAUCAUCGAUGCCGACCAUUCCAACAGUGUCGACUAUGCUAUCUCGCUGGUCAAGUUGUCCCUUCUCCUGAGAACUGAGGAUUCGACUAUUUUGCGCAUCGUCUGGUCAUCAUCUGCCCCCGUUGACAAAGAGUUAGGCAGGAUGCUCGCCGUUUCAACCAAUAAAUCGGAUAUUCCCAUUACGAUUUUUCUAUUGACGCAGCCGGCGAAUUUGCCGAGUCUGUCAAAUUUGAGAUGGAUUUCAUACGACGCAACCGAUGAAGAGUUCCCAGGCGCUGGGAUUGAGGCUAUUGCUCCAAACUAUGCAAUGAUUCGGGACCUGGGACCGUCGGUGCACAGGACGAGGAGAACAGUGUUCUUCCGUGACGAAGGAUCCGAAUUGUAUCGGCAUCUUCUAAUCAAAAGGGUUCAAGUGGCCAUUCAUAAGCACAUGGUCGAAGAGGACCUAGCCGAGGAGAGGGGAUCGAUCCGACUCCCCGAUUUGUCGGGAAGAUCGUCAGACGUUGCCAAGGACGCGCAUCAUUUGGUUCUUCUCAGGAAUGAGACAAACUAUGUUUUUGACAAGGAGACUUCCGCCGCUGUCGAGAGCCAGGAUGCUGGUCCAAAUCGAGCUCAACCGUCUUCGGGAUUGUGUCCAAACGAGUCGGCGUUCGCUGAGGCUAUUCGGCGGCUUUAUGUUCUUGUGUACAUCUGCUACGAUGAGGACGAAGUCAAGAUGCAUCUCAAUAAAGAUCAGACAGGAAAGAUCAUUCGCCCCCAGCAGAUCACGAGGAAUGAUUUGUCAGUGGCCUACUUUCUGAGCUGCAUCACGGCGGAUACCCCCGCCACGGUGCGGUCCGCAAAGAUUGAAAUUGCGGCCAUUGUACUCGUGUCCCAAAGUUCGGAUAUUUUCGUCCAGAUUAUAUCUAAGUCUUUUGAUGACGAAGAGUCCUUCAAUGGCCUUUUCCAGCGUCAUUCCACACAUGUGCCGAACGAUGUCAUCCAGAGUGGCGCUAUGUGGUUGUCUUUGGCAAUGUUGCGCUACUACAGAGAGGGGUGGCAACAUCCCAUGAGUAUCAUCUCAUAUGAGUAUGGGAAUCUGAAACUUUCAUCUACCACAUUCUGCGAGAUCAAUCUCGAUUCAGAGGCAAUCGCGAAGGUGUUGGACGAAUUGGUUCCGGAGGCAAAUGGUAAUGCACCGGGAGCGACCCUCUAUCUUUCCCACGGCGACGUGGGGCAGAUUCAGAGAUUCAUGGUUCGUGCUUGGGCACACAACGUCGCUCUCUACGACGGUGAAGACGGUACGGAUAGUAACAUCAUCUUUUCAGGGGCUCGAUCGAGCCAGCUAGGCGCCAGGGUUUGGUGCUUCCUCGAUAUGCGCCACUACUCUGCUUUGGGUUUCUCUUUGUUUGCUCCACGUACCUGGGAUAGCUCCCGACAGCCAUCCCGGAACAAGUUAUGUUCGAUACUUUUGUCGGUUUUGGAAGGUGAUGAGGAUUAUUGGGAAGGCCGGCCGGAGGACGAGGAGUACCAAGGUGACCAAGCCUAA
Colletotrichum godetiae is the source of this 1599-nucleotide messenger RNA. RefSeq lists its product as uncharacterized. The coding region runs from base 1 to 1599 and encodes 532 amino acids. NCBI's taxonomy places the organism in Eukaryota, Fungi, Ascomycota, Sordariomycetes, Glomerellales, Glomerellaceae. The transcript has 4 exons. The record is from RefSeq and is a predicted model, not a curated record.